ACCUUCCCCAAACCUGACAACUUUUAAUCCUCCACCCACCAAUCCAAAAAUCCCAGGAGAAAAACACAUCUUUAAUAUUUCAUACUCUCUUGAACUUCUUCCAAAGAACCGUCUCUAUUGGCUAAAAAUAAGUCAAACUCGUAUCAAAUUUCCUUGCGUAUGAUCCAUUUGCUGUCACAUUGAAGCAAAUAUCAUGGCUGUCGAGGAAAGAGGCAUAACCGAGCUGACGCCCGAUCCGAAUCCUUGCCCUAUCUGUCUCGGACCCGUGACUGAGGAGUCAUACUUGGACCAAUGCUUCCAUAAGUUUUGCUACAACUGCAUUCAACGUUGGACCAAAGUAGUAGCUAGCAAGCACGCUACACAACCUGCUUCAGUAAAGUGCCCUGUUUGCAAGCAUGGAUUGUAGCUUGACAAAACUGGCCUAACAGCAUGUGAAUGAAAUCCUCUCGAUUCCUCUUUUUACACUUAACUUUUCAGUCAUACAUGGAUAUGAUGGAAUUUCAUAUCAGAGGUAUUAUCUUGAUCAGAAUCUCGGGAAUAGGUAGUAGCGUCUUCUCAGUCUCCCAUUAGAUGAGCUUUGGUAUUGGGCCUUUUUUUGUUCCAAGUUAUCAAUGUAUUUCCUUUCCCUUUGGCAUAAGAGUCAGUGCUUUUUUCACAAGAUCUCACAAGUACAGAUUACAGUGCUAUUACACUGAAACAGGAACUUUAGCUGAAAAAUUGAAGGUGAUGCGAUACUGGAAGCUGCACAAGUAUCGUCAACCUGCUCAUCAGCUUUACAAUUGGCUGACAAGGGAAAUCCAAGCAUUAACACAGGAAGCAGAUGUUGAUAUAGUGGUGCAUCAUCUAAAUGGUGUUAUUGAAUCCUUCAAGAGAAACACGGAAACCCUUAUGCAAAGGACUGCGGAAGAAAAUCGACAAGAAUUUAGAGUCUUGGUGUCUCAAGCAGCAAGGCCUUUCCUAUCAGGCCGAGCAGAUCGCUUGGUCAAUGAGAUAGAACUGUUUUUAGCCUCAGAGUUGACAAUCAAUGCGUUUGACAAAGUUUAUGUCGAGCAUCUCGGCUGGGAGUGUCAUGAAAUAACUAAAGAUGGCGCAGAGGAAGGGAAAGUUGAAAGUUUCUCCACUCCACACUUGUAUAUAUUUGAUGAGGACCGAUGAAAUUUUGUAAAUACUAGACUUCCCACGCGUGAUGCGUGAGGGUUGUGGUCCUACCAAAGUUUGCACCUAAAGCGUUUUGUAUUUGGUAUUUUCAUUUUUCAAACAAUGCAUAGAUUUUUAAAGGUAAUUUGUAUUUGUUAUGACAUGUGAGUUGUGGCUGACCAUAAACGUAGAAAUUAAGUUCUUCAAGGAGUAGGGUGUAAUCUGGUUUAUUUGCCUCUACGUCAUAUCAAU
This is a messenger RNA of Cuscuta europaea, 1389 nucleotides long. The record is from the annotation of a GenBank genome assembly. Lineage: Eukaryota; Viridiplantae; Streptophyta; Magnoliopsida; Solanales; Convolvulaceae.